AUAAAAUUUGACGGGAUGAAUCACAUUCCCGAAGGCACUAACCAAGGGCGUUGUGUUGUGUACUAUAAAAAUACUAGACUUUUUUCAAACAGUUAAGUAUUUUAUUUUUAGAAAAUACAUAAUACCUUACAUGCCAACGUUCCCAAAAUGGGAACAACAUGAUAAAGACAAAAUACAGCAGCAAUAUUUUUUUUUUACUUCAAAAUCUAUUAAAAUAUGUCAAAAUCAAUAGACCUUUUACAUAUUAUCUGUUUAUUCCAAAUAUUUCGUAUAGCCGCCAUUAAAAGGUUAAAGAACUCGUCUUUGGAAAGCCGAAAAGCCUAUACCUGAAUAUUAUUAUCGUUUAAACCCAUGCCAUUCCGUUCGUCAACAGGUGUUUAACAUUUGCUGAAAAGAUGAAUGCAAUCCAAAAUUUGGUUUGCACUCUGCUAUCAGUAUUGUUCGAAAAAUCAGUGUAAACGCAUCGAUAAUUAUUUGUCGAAACGACCACGUGUUUUAUCAAAUAUAAUUUAUAUUCUGAAUAUCCAAUCGACUUGGGAAUUUUUUUGGUAAGUAACAUAAAUGUCUUUUAUCAAUAAAAAUUAUUAGUUUAAUUACAGAAAAAACAGUUGUCAAAAAAUGUUUGAUAAAGUGAAGCGUUCUUUGAAGAACGCUUGCCGGUUCAAGAAAAAAAACAAUAGUGAACUUAUUUUUGUUUUUUCAUUUUAGAAAUGGAUUAUUAGUUUGAUUACAGAAAAAACCGUUGUAAAAAAUGCUUGACAAAGUGAAGCGUUCUUUAAAGAACGCUUGCCGUUUCAAGGAGAAAAAAAUAGUGAACUUAUUUUUGUUUUUUUAUUUUGGAAAUGGAUUUUUCACGUAUGAAGCGAACCAAGCGAUUUAGAUUGGGAGACUUAACGGACGAGCAAAUAGAACAGCUCAUGAAUUCGGUUGAAACAGAUGAAGAAACGGAUUACGACAGUGAUGAUAGUGUCAAAGAUCCCGAUUUUGUUGUGGAUGAUAUAGAAAAAGACGUCAUUGCUGAAUGUUUAAAUGAAAUGGAAAAUGCUGACACUACAGAUCAAUUUCUGGACGGAUUACACAUAAGCGCCUUUGAUGUUCCUUCUGCAUCUUCUAUAUUCACGGGUAAUAAUGAAAAUUAUGAUGAAGUCGGAGUAGAUGUUGAACACCAAACUAAAAUUAGAGCUGAAAAUAAAGCAGAACUGCAAGCAUCUACAUCUUCAAGUAGACCAGCAAAAAGAAUGCGGUCACCACUUCCAAUUCAUGAAGAAGAUGGUCCGUCUAUUGAGCCAUCAGCUGGUGGAUUUAUUGGCGCAGCACUUGAUGCCAUCCAAAAAUCUGGACCGGUGAUUUCAAACAUUACAUGGCGUAAAAAAUCUAUGCGUCUACAUAUAAAUGAAGUUGCCUUUCUUGGAGAUUCUAAGCUGCCUCCAGAAGUGAAAUGCCUCAAAACUCCUAUGGAAUUAUUCAGCUAUUUUUUCACCGACAAAAUUAUUGAUUUGAUUUCAUUCAAUACCAAUCUGAACGCAUAUAGAACAAACAACGGCAGCGGGAGUCAACAAAAUUUUCAAGUGACACCUCAAUGGUUCGUCGGUACAUAG
Messenger RNA from Diabrotica virgifera virgifera (western corn rootworm), 1598 nucleotides. RefSeq lists its product as uncharacterized. The record is from RefSeq and is a predicted model, not a curated record. Bases 843 to 1598 code for a protein of 251 amino acids. The transcript is spliced from 2 exons. NCBI's taxonomy places the organism in Eukaryota, Metazoa, Arthropoda, Insecta, Coleoptera, Chrysomelidae.